Messenger RNA from Electrophorus electricus (electric eel), 2470 nucleotides. It is a transcript of the gene atg14, whose product is annotated as autophagy related 14. Gene Ontology annotation, biological process: cellular response to starvation; mitophagy; autophagosome assembly. Gene Ontology annotation, molecular function: phosphatidylinositol 3-kinase regulator activity; protein-membrane adaptor activity. Lineage: Eukaryota; Metazoa; Chordata; Actinopteri; Gymnotiformes; Gymnotidae. The record is from RefSeq and is a predicted model, not a curated record. Gene Ontology annotation, cellular component: extrinsic component of omegasome membrane; autophagosome; phosphatidylinositol 3-kinase complex, class III.
CACGUACAUAAACAAAAUGCGUCACGUGGUAAAGCAAAGCCCAGGCACACGGCACUAUUAGUCACUUAGCUUGCGUAUUCUUUUGACUACGAGAAGGUUGUAAGUAGAGACGCAGCCUUUUAGCUAAAAACAUGUUAUCGAAGACACCGUAAAGUCAUAUUUUUGUAGGGCGUCAUAUCGCUUAAAACAACCGGCAGUAAUGGCAUGCCCCUCAGAGAGCGGUGUCCGGGUGGUCGGCCCCUCGGAAAAAGGAACACCAGGAACAUUGGGGGCCCGGCCGCAUAUUCAGCAGUAUCAGUCAUCUCCGACGGCCAUCGCCGCCUCGCCGGGAUCUCUGAUGGUGGAGUCAGUAGACGAUGCGGAGGGGCUGUAUGUUGCAGUCGAGAGAUGUCCACUCUGUAACACUGCGAGACGCAGGCUAACUUGUGCUCGAUGCAUUCAGGCUGGUGACUUCGUAUAUUUCGACGGCAGAAAUGUCGAAAGGUAUACAGAGAAACUGGAAAGACUACAGAAGAUGAGAAACGAGAAGGAGCAGCUUCAGCAAAGAGUCACUGAAGCCAUGGCCAAGAAGGUCCAUGCAGACCAACUUAAAUGGAAGCUCAUGUCAUGCAAGAUGAAGAUUGAACAACUAAAAGAUGCAAUAUGCAAUGGGAAUGAAGAAGUGAAGAGUGGCAAAGAUCUGCUGCUCCGCUCUCAGGAGGAAGGCCAGAGGCUGCAGCGGCGGGCUAGUCGCCACCAGGAGAAGCGAGACAAGAUUGAGCGUCAUAACCGUCGGCUGAAUGAGCUGCUGGACAAGAGGGCUAAAGAGAUGCAGGGCAGGCUAGAGGCGCUGGCUGAGGUGCGGCGGGGACACAUCCUCGAACUCGGAACCUACAUCUUCCCCACACAGGAAGAGAAGCAGGGCAGCAGGGACCCAGCAGAUCCUGCUGUGGCAGAGUACGACUUUGCCCUCACGUCUAGCACCGUGAGCGAGUUAGCUGAGGCCCGGCGGACAACUUACAUGUCCGGCCGCUGGAUCUGGGAUGACCAGAAUGGAGAGACGAGCAUCAGCAUCACUGGGCCUCCUGUCACGCUGCCCAGCAAUGGAGACUGCUCCGGUUACUUCAAUUGGGUGGAGGAGAAAAACACUAAUCCAGGCCCAGAAAUGGAUCACAUCAACCCAGCUCAUACUAUUAGUGCAGCCCUCUGCUAUGCCACUCAGCUUGUUAACAUCCUCUCUCACAUUUUAGAGGUCAAUCUGCCCAAAAAGCUGUGCAACAGUGAAUUCUGCGGUGAUAAUUUAAGCCGUUACAGAUUUACCCGUGCUGUCAACAAACUGAACACCAACAUUCUGCAUCUGUGUGUCUCCCAGCAUGUGGACAGUGAGAUGCUCCACCCCCACCACACACUGAGAAACAUCAUGUUUUUGGUCUCCCCAGAGAAUCAGAACCUGGGCAGGACAGGGCCGUUUGAGGUGAGUGCAGACCUGGAAGACUCCAUGGAGUUUCUGGAGCCAGAGGCAGCAGGCCCUACGGAGGACAGUGGAGACGAAGCGGUGUCGGAUGAAGAGACAGACUUGGGUACAGACUGGGAGACGGUUCCUAGCCCCCGCUUCUGUGAUAUCCCCUCGCAGCCCAUGGAUAUGUCCCAGAGCACAGCCAUGCAGGCUUCCCAGCCAGCAACAAACGCUGGGGGUAUGAUCUCCUCAGCUGCCGCCUCUGUCAGCUCCUGGUUCCGCCGUUGAGUCCCGGCCGUGUGGGUGGGGGAGUUUGACUGCUGUAGCUAUGCAAACAAUUUGUCUCCCUCCUCUUUUAGCAGAUCUCAUUGGGAAAAGGGAUGUUGUCACCUGACUGCAUGCAGAGAAUGAAACUUUUUUUUGGGGGGGAUAAGAAUGGGUUAACUUUUAAUGUAUAAAUAGGACAUGGUGAAUAGCUGUCGCUGAGAUGUCUGACCUUCUGUAGCUCACAACCACUGUAGAAGCCCCAUCAUUAUGCACUGCUGGCAACUGUCCUUUUUGCUGUGUACUUUAAUGCUUGACAACAGCAAGGAGACCUGACCAUAUAUACCAGAGAAUCUGGCAACUUGGGGAAACUGAUUUCAAUUUCACAUCCUAGGACUUGUUACAUUGUUUAUUGAAGAAUGAAGCAUGGACUGUGUGCUGGGUAAGCUGACAAAGCCUGUACCUCUAGACCUCUUGUGGUACAAGAUGCCUCUCAAAACCAGUUCAGAAUAGUCAUGCAGAAUAACCCUGUUGUAUUCAGGCAUUUUAGCAGUGCAAAAAUAGUUAUUGCAAGGCAUGGUGUGUCACUCACCUCAGCUGUUUAAGAUGGACUUGGCUUGGGGAGAAAAAUUGCAACAAGCUGUUCAACAAAAUUUACAGUACAAAUGUUAUAGUAGUCUGGGGGAAUGGAAAGGAUUAUUGAUGUUUAUUUUAUUAAAUAUAGACCAGGCAUUUUACUUAAAUAAAAGUAGGAAUGAUCAUUUUAUAACA